This is a messenger RNA of Aspergillus oryzae RIB40, 759 nucleotides long. RefSeq names its product pre-mRNA-splicing factor ISY1. The transcript has 2 exons. The coding region runs from base 1 to 759 and encodes 252 amino acids. Gene Ontology annotation, biological process: mRNA 3'-splice site recognition; generation of catalytic spliceosome for second transesterification step. Gene Ontology annotation, cellular component: post-mRNA release spliceosomal complex; Prp19 complex; post-spliceosomal complex. The record is from RefSeq and is a predicted model, not a curated record. Lineage: Eukaryota; Fungi; Ascomycota; Eurotiomycetes; Eurotiales; Aspergillaceae.
AUGGCGCGAAACAGCGAAAAAGCCCAGUCGAUGCUGUUCCGCUUCCGGGCGCAGCAGGCCGCGGAUCUCGGAAUCAUCGACAUGGGUCGCACCCGGCGUCCCAAGGCGAUCACGUCGGUGGACUCGAUCCCCAUGUGUGAAAAAUGGCGUGGGCAGGUCCUCAAGGAGAUUUCGCGCAAGGUGUCCCGCAUCCAAGAGCCGAGUUUGAGCGAUUAUCAGAUCCGGGACCUGAACGAUGAGAUCAACAAGCUGAUGCGCGAGAAGUGGAUCUGGGAGAUGCAGAUUCGGAAUCUGGGCGGUCCGAAUUAUAUGCGUGGUUCCGGGCGGGUGUAUGAUGAUGAGGGGAGGGAGAUUCCCGGUGGUGGGAAGGGUUAUCGAUAUUUUGGACGCGCUAGGGAGUUACCUGGUGUUAAGGAGAUGUUUGAGGCUGCGGCUCGACGUGGUCGUAAGCCUGCGGAAGAGGAGGGGGAAGAGAGUCGCGGUCGAGGUGGGGAUAUCGCGACGAGGAAGGUCGAUGCGAACUAUUUCGGCUAUGGGCUGGAUGAAGAGGAUGGUACGCUGCUAGCCUAUGAGAAGCAGAAGGAGAAGGAGGCUGUUGAGCGUCUGCGUGAAAAGAAGGAAGACGACGUUGAGGACGGAUGGGAGCCAUUGCCUGGUGACGCUGGUGACGGCGUGGAAUGGCGAUUGCCGACUCUGGAAGAAGUACAGGAGGAGCUUGUUGACCGUCGGAGGAGAAGGCUGUUGGAGAAGAUCACUUGA